GCAGCCAAAUUCAGCCAGCUCUAAAUCCAGUACACAAAAAAGCUAAAUUGUUGACAAUUGCGGGGAGUGAUAGUGUAAUCAAAAUUUGCUUUGUAGGUUUCAUGUAUUACAAAGCUUUCAUUUACUUUUAUCUUACAUUGUCUGUUAUCUUUUACGUUGUUUCAUGUUUCUUUAUUUGCAAUUUUGAAAUCAUUCUAAAACAAAUUUGAAUAUCAUCUAUGUAAAAAAUUUAUUUUUCUUUGGAUUUUUUGUGAUUUUUGCAACAUGCUGCCAGAAUUCUGCCAACUUUUGCUUCUUCGGCCAAAUCAAUUUAUGACGGCCAAGGGGUUAAGAAAUUUGGAUGUCAAAACUAUUAAUCCAAAUUGCCUUUUUGUGUAGAAAAGAAGGCGAUUUUGAGUACACUGUGUUUUAGAUUGGUCUCAAAACAAAGGGUGUGUAAGGGGCUAAUUACCUAUCAUUUUGGUUAAGUCAUAGUCAUAGUCUAACGAAUUCUUCUGAAGAUUAAAAAAUAUACAAGGUAGUUGCAAGCAGGGGUGCCGUCCUGAAAGUUAGGAGGGGACUUUGCUGUAGGCAAAUUAUAGUAGUCACAUCUAAGACCGCACCCACGCCCACACCCAAUCUAAUUGCAUUUUCGUUGAGAUUCUCUGUUGUUUAUAUUAAAUCCGACACAAAAAGACUGAUAGGAAACUGCUUAUUCUCAGAAAUCUAUAGCAUAAUAGGGAUUCGUCAAACCAAACAUGUGUGCUCUGGUUAAGAGGGUCUCAACAAUGUAAAAACACAAAAAAUGAUUUUCUGAAACCAAACUCGGCUGGAACCUGAUUAUAAUCCCUAAACGAUGUAAGCAAGAAACUUCUGAAGUAGACAAUGUACCCUUGACGACCCUGUUUUACAAGGGACUGUGGAAGCAGUGGCGGACACUUGGGGGGCGAGGGGGGGCGAUCGCCCCCCAAUACUUUAGAGAACAAUGGUCUUUUGUUCUAAAACAAUGGGAAAUGUGACGUCAUCUUAUUAAAACAAUAGGCUUGCCCCCCCCCAAUGUUUGACCAAGUGUCCGCCCCUGUGUGGAAGUUCACAGCUCUUGUCCCUGCCCUAGAUGCAAAACUUCAAUAGCGCGGUUACGUGAAUACGAGGCCAAAUGUUCAGAUAAAACGACAGAUCCCGCAAAUGUGCCUCCAUCUCCAAGCUCAAAUAACCAACUAAAGCCACAGAAUAGAACUGUUUUAAGCUAAUUCAGAACCCAAAAUAAUACAAGAAUGCAAUCGAAUGUUGAGUUGAUUUGAAAAAAAUCAGAAGCGCAGGAAACAUCACUUUGAAUCUAACAAGAAAUGGACGACCGUUCGCCCCUGGUUUCGCCUAAACCUAAGAAGAUUUAUAAAUUAUACAAAUGGAGAUAAAUAUGGCCUAAAAAUAACAAUCAUUGUUGGUGCCAUUCUCGAUGCCUUAGGAAGCUGCUUGCGAGCAAUGGGUGCAAACCAGGAUGGUUUUACGCUGGUAUUUAUUGGUACCACACUGGCAGCACUUGGCCAGUGCUUUGUUUUAUCAAUUCCACCACGAGUAGCAUCUGUUUGGUUUGGGGAGAACGAGAGAGCGACUGCUUCGUCUAUUGCAAUUCUAAUGAACCUUUCCGGAGCAGCUGUUGCCUUCUUGCUUGCAGGGACCCUAGUCCCAAGCAGCAAGAACAUGAAUGAUGAUGUCAGACGAGGUAUGCACAGAUUGUUGGUAUCACAGGCAGUAUUUUGCACAAUUCUUGCAGUUGCCAGUUUCUUCCUCAUAAAAAGGGAGCCACUCACCCCUCCAAGUCGUUCUCAAGAAAUGGUCCUAAAAAUAAAAAGACAAGACUUUGUAAAAGAAAUUGUGGAUUCUUCAGAAGAUGACUUUCGGACCAGCAACAAUGCUGAAAGUGGGAAUGUCAAUUCAGCCAUAAAUGAAAGUGCACAUAACACAGAGACUAGCUUUUUCUUUCAAGAAGAUAACCCAGAUGAUACCAAACUAAUUAAAGGCACCAAGGAGUCAAUAGUUGAACGUGUUCCAUCGUUUGGUCAAUCGAUCCUCAUCCUUAUCAAGGAUGUACAGUUUCAUCUAAUUGCUCAGUCAUAUAGUAUUUCAGGCUGCCAAUUUAUCAUUUACAACACAUUGCUUAAUCAAAUGGUGAUUUCAAAGUACCCAGGUAAAGAAAAGGAGAUUGGCUAUAUGGGUUUUACCACUGGACUUUGUGGAAUGUUUGGUCUACUUUGUAGUGGUAUUUUACUCGAUAGAACUAAGCUGUACAAAAGCCUCAGUGUUGCUAUUUUCGCAGCCUGUGCUUCCCUCAUGCUCCUUUUUUCCUUGCUUCUUGAAUUUGUUCACAGUUUUCUGGUAAUCUUUUUAAUCUUUUGUGCUUUUGGAUUUUUUUCAAAUAGUUUUAUCAACAUUGGUUUGGAAUAUGCAGCUGAAAUAACUUAUCCUGUUCCUGAAGGGACAACAUCGGGCAUCAUUUUUCUGUUAGCCAAUUUGUAUGGUAUCAUUUGGACGUUUCUUCUGAGUUUUGUUAUUAAGAGAUGCGGUGGUCACGUGGGUGGUUACUGCAUUGCUGCCAGCUACACAAUUAGCUUGAUUCUUGUUUUAUUUGUUUCUGCUCCCCUCAAAAGAAGCCAAGUUGAUCAAAAUGUUCCUGAUUCCUAAAUAAUUGUUUGUUAAAUAAACGAUUUUUAAAAUGUGGUAUCACCCAGUCUAUGUGGAUUUGUUAAAAUAUUGUAACUUCUAAAAACUUGCAUCUGAUGGCUAUAUCAAUGCGAAGCCAAAUUCUUGGUAUUAUUCUUUAUUCAAACUUACCAUUUAGAUUUAUUGCUUGUAUCUUUCUUCAUGUAGCUUACGAUUGUGUUUGUGUAUUCACAUUUAACAGUUUGAGACUGUUCAUUAUAAUCCCAGUAUAACUCUGUUGUUUACGCGUUUAUAGGGGUGUGGUUCCACUUGUACAUUGUAGUAAAAGAAAGUGCUCAACACCAGGAAAUAUUAUGUAAAUCCUGCCUACCGUAAAUCCUCAAAUUGCAAACCCCCCCCUCCCUCAAAAAAGCUCCCUUCAAAAGGCUCCCUCUUGAAUAAGCCCCACCCUAGAACCAGAAAUUGUCAAUAAGCCCUCUCCUCGAAUCAGCUCCCUCUACUACCCUAAAUCCUCAAAUUGGCUCCCUUGAUUUGUUGAUUGUUUUCAUCUGAGGCUGCCUUUGGUGUUUUAUUUGAUUACUACAAAGAUUCAUACUAUUGGUAAUAAUUAAUCAAAUGCUAAUAAAGAAAGUCAUACUAAGAUAUAUGAGGUCUUUUAAUAAUGUCUUCUGACGUCUACUAUAAUUUUAUAAGCCCCUCCCCUCGUAUAAGCCUCCCCCUCAAAUAGCCCCCAUCCCAGGGGCUAAUUCAAGUAUUUACAGUAUCACAUGACAUAUUUGAAGUGCAUAAUUGUAUAUGGCAUACUUGUUUUAACAUCAAGCAAUUCAAAAUGGCAUAAAAUACAUGUAAAG
Rhopilema esculentum is the source of this 3491-nucleotide messenger RNA. NCBI's taxonomy places the organism in Eukaryota, Metazoa, Cnidaria, Scyphozoa, Rhizostomeae, Rhizostomatidae. The record is from RefSeq and is a predicted model, not a curated record.